This is a messenger RNA of Laetiporus sulphureus 93-53, 1410 nucleotides long. Its product is annotated as cytochrome P450. Lineage: Eukaryota; Fungi; Basidiomycota; Agaricomycetes; Polyporales; Laetiporaceae. The transcript is spliced from 9 exons. Gene Ontology annotation, molecular function: heme binding; monooxygenase activity; oxidoreductase activity, acting on paired donors, with incorporation or reduction of molecular oxygen. The record is from RefSeq and is a predicted model, not a curated record. The annotation marks the transcript as partial.
GAGCUUUCCUGCGGUUGAACCCAGAAUGUCCUUACUCAUAACCACAGAUACUACCACUGUAGCAUCUCUGCUCUGCUUAUUUUCCGUGCUGCUUCUUUCAAUUGCGUAUCCAAAUAGGUAUAUCGGUACUUAUCCACGUCCCGAGCUUCUCGGUCCUAUCGGCUUUCCCAUCGUUGGCAACUUGUUUCAAGUAUAUCCUUGGCGCACUCGGUUUCUGCUAUGGCUUCAGAGAAUGCACAGUGAAUUUGGUCCACUUUGGACGUUUACGAUGCCUCCAUGGGGUCGCGGUGUCAUUAUCAAUCGACCUGAAUGGCUGGCACACGUGAAGCACCUUGAAGUGGACAUACAGAAAUACAGCAGGGUGCCUGUGUCAAUCACCAUUUUUAGCGAGUUUCCCGGGAAGAAUACCCCAUUGGCUUCCGAAGGAGCAGAAUGGCGACUGGCACAGAGAACUGUGUUUCCCAUUUUCACUCAUAGGUCGUUCAGUGAUCACGUUGCGAUCGCAAUGCAUGAAAUCAUUCUCGUCACCAGAGCAUUAUUGCGGAGUGCGAGCAUGGAAUGUGUACCCAUCGACUGGAAUGAUCUAGCAGGGCAUGUUGCAAUUGCUAUAUCCUGCAAGUCUUCACUGAGCAUCAACACCGGUUUGCUCACGGAGGAUGUUGACUGCAUGAAGAAGUCCAAUGCAAUUCGGGAUGCGCUCAGUAUCUUGAAUCGCACAUCCUCAAGUCGCUUGCUCAACCCGUUUUGGAUGAUUACUGAGAAGUUCAAUGGCAUUGCCAACGAAGUCGACCAUGCGCGUUCGACUGUCCGGGACUAUGUAGCGAAAGUCGUUCAUGAUCGCCAGAGUGCUACAACGGACGUCAACUUCGAUAUACCUGCAGAUUUUCUAGGACAACUUGCUCGAAAGCCAGAUAAUGACCCAAUGCGCAUGCGUGAUAUAUUGGUGACACUGUUGUUUGCGGGACAAGAUAAAAUCCAGAAUGCGCUUGGAAGGUCACUGCAUGAACUACUCAAAACGCCUUGCUGGGUGGGUAGGAUGAGGGAAGAGGCAUUGCAAAAUGCUCCUGAAGGUUCACGGAUACUUUAUUCUGAUCUAAUGGUGAGUCGAUAUCAUGUCCAUCUUGCUGUAUUCUAUGAGACAGUGCGUCUGUGGCCUGGUCUUUCAAAUAACGCAUGCGUAGCCCUCUGUGACGACAUUCUCCCUGCUAUUCCUGAGCACGGCCUGCCCGAAGUCAAGAUAGAGAAGGGUGAUCGCUUAUUCUCGUCUGACUAUAUCAUGAUGCGCGACAAGGCUAUUUGGGGUGCUGAUGCUGGCGUAUUCAAUCCUGGCCGUCAUCUCAAUGCGGACGGACAAUUUGUCAAACCGGCAGCUUCUAUAUUCGUAGGUUUUGGAGCUGGACCUCGCCUUUG